GUGGUAGGUAUCAGCUGAGCAGCAUUCUCGUCGCUGUGCCUACUCACUUCUAUCAAUUAGGCGUUCUAAUUUCUUUCACAUUAAGAGUGCUAAACUAAUUGUCAAGGUAGCGGGCUGCGUCCGUGAAACGUAGCGUACAAGCCAAUAGUAAACGAAACAUCUGUGGUAUGACACAGACGUUUGCUGAUAACGUUUUCUUUCAGUCAUACCGCAUGUCGAUGCGGAGUUGGUCGUCGCUCCUGCCCGCAUCAUGGCCCGCGAAAUUUUCCCGGUAAAAUUCAAGGAGGAAUGUUACGACUUGCAAAAGUUCUUGCGCGACCACCCGGGCGGGGUGAACACCCUUCAAAUGUACAAAGGGAAGUCUAUUUUGCAAGCGAUGCAAAAAUUCGGGCACAGCACCAGUGCAUAUCACUUAAUGAAGGAUUUAAAAGUGGACGGUGAUGUGUUGAAAGACGUGAAUUUAACAGGGGGUGUCAGUGAAAAUGGUAGGAUACUAACAAACGAGGACUCCAUGAGGGAUCCAGAAGAGAUUGAGUUUUUGGAACAACUAGAGAGCCGUCUAGACUGGUCGAAGCCUUUGCUGUGCCAGCUCCACGCCAUAGCGCCGGACUACGAGAAAUGGGUUAACAGCGCGGUCUACCGGAAAUGUAGACUUUUCGCGAGCCCAUUGCUCGAGAGUCUAACAUAUACGCCAUGGUAUUUCGUUCCUAUGUUCUGGAUACCUGUAAUUUUAUAUCUUGGCUGGACGCAGUAUUACGAGCAAGUCGCUUGUGGAGAACAUUGCACAGAUGCGAACAUCACAACAUUCCAGUACGUGUAUUAUAUUUCAUUGGGAGUGCUGUUGUGGACGAUACUGGAAUACUCGCUGCAUCGGUGGAUCUUUCACUUGGACCCGGGGUCGUCGCUCAUCAUGAUCAAACUGCAUUUCUUAAUACACGGCAUGCACCAUAAAGUUCCCUUUGAUGGUUUGCGCCAGGUGUUCCCCCCCAUACCGGCUCUAGGUAUAACCACAAUAAUAUACUCAGCACUUCGGCCGUUUCUGCCCUACCCUGUGCUAGUGCUGACCGGAGGACUCAUUGGCUACCUAACUUACGACAUGAUACAUUACUAUGUUCAUCACGGCUCGCCAAAAGACGGAACCUAUCUGUACGCGAUGAAGAGAUACCACUCGAACCAUCAUUUCCUCAAUCACGACAAAGCAUACGGCAUAAGCUCGAAAAUGUGGGACCAUGUGUUCAGGACAGUUGCUCACGUAAAAAAAUUAAGUUUUAGCUUACGUUGGUAGGAAGUGUUUAUUUAAAAAAAAAAACAAUCACUGAAUAUUUAACAAAUGCUAAGUCAAUUAAAGGUGGUAUUUUUUGAUGUAUUACUACUAAUUUUAUUUAAUAUCAAAAUCAAAUUCUUUUAAGACAUUAAUUUAGUAUUUGCUUUGAACGUUUACAUGGCGUAUCAAAAAAAAAGAAAUAUUUUUGUAAUAAUGUAUGAAUAAUGUUCCUUGUAAUGCUUUGUCAUUUAGUUUUCGAAAGCAUGAAAACUGUGGUACUUGUAUUAUUUUAAAUUGUUCUGUAUUUUAUUUUCUAGUUUAAUGUAUUUUUUUAUUUCUUUUAAUGUCAUUGUUCUAUUAUAGUUGUGAUGAAAAUGUGAUUAGUUUUCGUAUUAUAAUAUAGAUGUUUAAUAUAGGUUUAUGGCGCAGUUAGGUUAUUUAAAUGUGCUAUUGUGAUUUUAAGACAAGUCGUCGUGGCCUAGAGGAUAAGAGAGCCGGAGCAUUCGUAUCGAGCGAUGCGACUCUGCCGGUGUUCGAAUCACUCAGGCAGAUACCAUUUUUUUAAAGUAAUACAUACCUCGCUUAUGUUCACGAAUGACUUACACGAUGAAAGAAUAACAUUGUGUAUUAAAAAUCUGUCAUAAAAAUUAUUGCUUAGUGUAAUUAUUUAGUGGUAGACCGUAUUAUGAGCCCGUGUGGGUAGGUACUGCUAUUUUACAUAUUUCUGCCGCUGAAAUAUAAUGCGGUCUAGUUUAAAGGCCGGCGCAGCCGUUGCACUAAGCAGUUAAGCAUCAGAACUCGGCAUUUGCUUUGUUGAUGUCCAUGGGCUCCGGUAUCCACUAGGCACCAGGUGAGCUCCGAGCUCGUUCCACGGAAUAUAUAAAAAAUGAAUGAAUUAUCAAAAUAUUUUUGGGAACAAAAAGUAUUUUUAGCUUUAUUAAUAAUGUUAUUUUAUUAUAUAAUUGUGUACUUAUAUAUGUAAUUGUGAACUUAUAUAAUGUAAAUCUAGUUUGUUUCACAGUUGUCAAAUGGGGAACAAUUACCGAAACACUAAAAUUAUACUAAUUAAUUUCAGAUAUAUCGUGAAUAGGUCGGAAAUUAUUUUUUCAAAUUUCAUUUACAUACUUAAGAUAUUUUAUCAUACUUUCUUUAGAUUUGAUAAUAAUAUGAGAUACCAUUUCGUUCGAUAACUCGAGGCCUUUUUUUCAUAGUAAUAUUAACUCAGUAACUGCGAGCUAGUCUGUGGAGCUUGACGGCCCUUUGGACAUGAUCUUUUUCGCACGUUCUUGUCGUGGGUAAACAAUCCACUUUUCAUCACGAGCGAUCAAUCUUUUCAUAGACGGUUCUGUUUCUUUACAAAUAAGAAUCGCAAAGGAGUGACGAAAUUCAUUAAAGUCGCUUUUAGUCAGCUCGUGUGGUAUCCAAAUACGUGCUUUUUUUUUAUUUCCAAACCUAUCGAAUCGGUCCAGACUGCUUUGUGGUCAAAUCGUAGCUUUUCAUCUCUGUUUCCUCCAAAGCAUUACGGAACCAAGUCCGUUAAACAGCUCUUAUUUAUUUUUUAUGAAACUGCCUUUGAAAUUACUCGUUAGAUUCAUUUUAUCGAACUUUAAAAGGCGGGAAACUGUUUUUAAUUUUUUAAUUUUCCAUUUUGAAUAGUCUAUUUAAAUAGUAUCAUCAUAACAUGCCAAAAACAAACAGUACAACUAAAUAAAUUUUUUGUAACCUUUGCUCUUAAAUUAAAAAAAAAAACUUUCCCUUGCCUAAUAUGUUAUAAUAUUUCGUCAAUGAAAACUAUUUAGGUUGACAGAAUAAUAAUAAAAAAUGUAUAGAAAAUUAGUUUAUAUCAAAAUAAAUACUCGUGAUGCCUCUUUGAUGUAAAUAUCCGCGGUCAUUUAACGAAAAAGCACACUAAGUAAUGUUGUAUUGUAAUGCUUUGGAUUAUUUGGAUUUGAAAUCGCGUUUGGUUAUUUUCAGUAAGGCUGUGUGAAAUUACUAAACUAACGUCCUCGUUCUAGGUAGUAAUAAAAAAUAAGAUCGCCGAAUUUUCAUCGUUCAAAAACGAAAACAAUACAUUCAUAUUCAAGGCACGUUCAAGGACGAGUGAAAUAAUAAUAACCUAAAAGUGAAAUCUCUGGUGUUAUUUUUUUUUUAUUUAAUACUUCCCUAUUGCAUUACACAUUAACAAGGAAUUAAAAGACAUAUUAUGUAGUUACAAUAAAGCAUUGCAAGGUGAAAUUUUGCAAUCACGAAUCACUGACUGUUUUAAAAAAAAAACCUUAAAAAUGUUCAUAUUUCGGAAUUAAAGCUUAUUCUUAAAUUGCAGUUUUAAUUUAUGCAAAAAUAUAUUAUCUGUGAUCCGACAUAAACACAAUUGUAUAUUUAUUUAUAUUACAUAAUAAUAAUAGGUCGUAGCUUUGAACUCGCAAUUCCAGUAGUGGUGGAGAGUGUUAUAAUUCUUAAGUAAAUUAAAGAAGAGGAAAAUAUACAAAUCAAAUGUCAAUUUACAAUCUUUGAAUGUAAUUUGUAAUUAUAUAAAAAAAAAACUUUCGGUCAUGCCUAUGAGUUGUUUUUUUUUUGUAGCGGUCUAGAAUACCACCACGACUCUUCAAAGAGGUAACUAAAAAAAAUAUAAAAAAAUUGUUAUUAUAUUUCUAGCUUUUUGUUUGUAUGAAUCAUAAUAAAUAAUGCGAUAAUAUUAAAUAUUAUUUUUGUAG
Molecule: messenger RNA, 3978 nt
Organism: Bombyx mori (domestic silkworm)
Lineage: Eukaryota; Metazoa; Arthropoda; Insecta; Lepidoptera; Bombycidae
Gene: Fa2h
Product: fatty acid 2-hydroxylase
Exons: 6
Coding region: 251-1285 (344 amino acids)
Biological process (GO): fatty acid metabolic process; lipid biosynthetic process
Cellular component (GO): endoplasmic reticulum; membrane
Molecular function (GO): fatty acid 2-hydroxylase activity; heme binding; iron ion binding
Source: RefSeq, a predicted model, not a curated record